AUGGUUCUGAGGAAAAAACUGAGUUGCUUAUGGACGUUAGGUCUCUGUCUGGUAGCCAGUAAAUCAUCUACUAACGUCCCCUCUAUCGAAGACCGGACUUUUAAAGACCAGUGCGUCAAGGCACAUAACGAAAUGCGUAGCAAAGUCUGGCCCCCCGCGGCUGACACGAAAUACAUGACUUGGGAUGAUGGUUUAGCGAAGGUUGCUAAAGCACAGGCAAACAAGUGCAGAUUCGAACACAACUCCUGUUUAUCAAUAUCAUACAGAUGCCAUCCAACUUUUCAAUUUGUUGGAGGAAAUAUCUGGUUAGGUGAAUUAAGCAUAUUUUCACCAAAAUUUGCUGUUGUUGCUUGGUUUAAUGAAACUGAAUUUUAUGAUUAUAAUACCCUACUAUGUUCCAAAGCUUGUGGCCAUUAUACACAGGUAGUUCGGGCCAAUUCAUAUAAAGUUGGUUGUGCAGGGACAAUGUGUCCUAAACUUGGAGAAUUUGAAACUGCAAUAUUCGUAUGCAACUAUGGACCUUCAUAAUUUAUUUUAGGAAAUUUUCCAAAUAAGCCCCCUUACACUAAAGGAGUAGCCUGCUCUUUGUGUGCAGAAGAAGAAACUUGCAAAGAGAAUCUCUGCCAAUAUCCAGAUUGGAAUCCAUAGGGGAAGGCACCUCAGCAGAUAUCAUGUAAUCCAUUGUGCCUAGUUCCUGUUCUUCUGAGACUAUUUUAA
Molecule: messenger RNA, 717 nt
Organism: Zalophus californianus (California sea lion)
Lineage: Eukaryota; Metazoa; Chordata; Mammalia; Carnivora; Otariidae
Gene: GLIPR1L1
Product: GLIPR1 like 1
Exons: 5
Source: RefSeq, a predicted model, not a curated record